This is a messenger RNA of Medicago truncatula (barrel medic), 1430 nucleotides long. RefSeq names its product transmembrane protein 45B. The coding region runs from base 428 to 1237 and encodes 269 amino acids. Lineage: Eukaryota; Viridiplantae; Streptophyta; Magnoliopsida; Fabales; Fabaceae. The record is from RefSeq and is a predicted model, not a curated record. The transcript has 3 exons.
ACUCCACUCCUUCUAAACAAAUUGUGCGGUAGUUUAAAGUAGCUUUCCCUUUUUGUCAUCAACAACACUGAAGCUGUUAUGAAUUGGUGAAUGAUUAAGCAGAGCAGAUUAAUUAAUUAGAAAAAAGAGUUGAAUUUGAAAGGGUUAUCUCUAUUCUACUUUCUGCAUCCAAAUUCAAUAUCAUACAGAUUCUUUGGUAUGUUUACAAGAUGGAAACAUUUUAGUUGCUAUGAUCAGCUGAAGAAUCAUUCAAGGAUCCAGUUGAUUAAGUGCAUUUUAGUGAGACUGUAGCUUGAGUUUCUACCUUCAUAAAACUGCAGUGUAAACGACACGGAGACACAAGAUUUACAAGCUGGAUGCGGAACCAAACAAGUACUAAGUGAACUUGAAUUAUUUAUUUUGAGAGUGGUAAAAGUAAAUCAGAAAAAUGGGAUCUUUCAUAGGUCAUAUUUUGCCUGGAACCUUAUUUCUUCUAGUUGGCGUAUGGCAUAUAUGGUGCUCUGUGGUGAGAUAUGUGUCAAGUCCUAAGACAUUCCAAGUUCGAGCUUGGAACCCUGUACCGGGAUUUGAAGGAAGGCUCAAGUACUUGGAACUCUAUGUUAUUUCAAUUGGUGCUUUCAUUGACUUGUGUGUUGAGCUUUUAGUUGCUACACAACUGAAGUUUUUUGUUGGUGGAGUCUUGAAUUCCACUUACUUGAAUAACUUUGAGCACUCAGGAAUGCUUCUCAUGUUUUUGAUCUUCGGCGUUGUUUCCCUGCUCUCGGAAAAGACAAGAUAUAUUCCCUUGCCAGAAGGUGCUCUUUGUUUGAUUGCUGCCACAGCAUUCACUGCAGAGUAUCUUCUCUUUAACUUUCACUCAGCAACUCACAAAGGCCUAGAAGGCUAUUAUCAUGUCCUCCUCGCCUUCCUGAUUGGUCUUUGUAUUUUAUCUUCAAUUGCCGGAGCCGUUUUACCAACAUGUUUCCCAGUCGAUUUAUCUAAGGGCAUUGGCAUAACACUGCAAGGAAUCUGGUUCUAUCAGACAGCUUUUGUUCUCUUUGGCCCCAUGCUACCGUCCGGUUGUAGCAUGAAGGACAAUGUUGUCACAUGUCAUUCGAAAGAGAGCGAGGUUCGUGGUGAAUUGCUUGCUAAUGUUCAGCUCUUUUCUGCAGUCCUUGCUGUUCAUGUAGGAACUAUAGCUUCCUUUGGAUUUGCAGCUUCAAGAUAUGGGAAUUUUGAAGAACUUGCUCCCAAUUAAUAAUAAGAUGAAGAUUGAAGUAGACUGUGAUAUUAUGUUUCCAUUAAUUUUUUUGUUGGUGAAGUGGUUUUUGGAAGCUGUAGAUUAUUUAUUUAUUUGAGAGUAUACACUUAGAAUGUAAAUUUAAAUAAUAUGAGGGAGUAUCAUGGAUUAUUACUCUAUUUUUGUUUAGAUACAUAAAUAUUUUGCCACA